Messenger RNA from Microplitis mediator, 852 nucleotides. Its product is annotated as FUN14 domain-containing protein 2. Bases 284 to 850 code for a protein of 188 amino acids. Gene Ontology annotation, cellular component: mitochondrial outer membrane. The transcript has 4 exons. Gene Ontology annotation, biological process: autophagy of mitochondrion. The record is from RefSeq and is a predicted model, not a curated record. NCBI's taxonomy places the organism in Eukaryota, Metazoa, Arthropoda, Insecta, Hymenoptera, Braconidae.
CACGAAGAAAACGAAUGACGUGACUUUAGAUAUUGUUGAAAAUUAAAGGAAUAGGAAUAGAGGGAUCACUUUCGCUCAACUUCAGUUAUUCUGCAACUCGUGACUGGUGAUGGUGACUCAGUUUCUAAAUUUAUUGUGAGCAAUUGUUGACUUUCUUUAGCUGUCAGGUUUUGAUCGAGUCGCAGUAAAUAAUUGCGUAGAUUCUUAGAAUAAAUACUUUGUGUAUUUAGACAGUUGGUGAAGACAUUGACGACUUUAAUUCAACUAAAUAUUAAACGCAACAAUGGGAUUGCCUACGGUUAAAAAGAAUCGAGAAAAUUUGAGUAACGAAUUACGAGAGGCUGCUGGUACCUCCUCGUCCGCGGACGAGGCUAAAAGUUAUCUGGACAAAGUAUUUGGAGAUAUAUCAAAAACAUCAGCUACUAAACAAAUCGUUAUCGGAACCACAUCAGGAUGGAUGACGGGGUUCCUGGCAAUGAAAGUUGGUAAAAUCGCAGCGUUUUCUGUUGGCGGUGGUAUUAUUAUUCUUCAGAUAGCUGUGCAUCAAGGAUACAUCAAAGUCAAUUGGGACAAAAUACAGAAGAAAGCUGAGAAAGUAUCAGACACUCUGGAAGAAAAGAUUACGGGCGAAGGCCCGAAAUUUUUAGACAAGGUAGAAAGAUUUGUGGAUAAGAAAUUGGAUAAAGCUGAAGACUUUUUGAAUGCUAAGAAGGUACAAGGCCAUCGCUGGUACGAAAAAAUCCUCGGCACCAACAACGCCAACGGAGUGUUCAAACCCAAAGAGAUGCAUUUCUUUGUCGUUUCUUUUGUCGCUGGUGUCCUAAUUGGAUGUGCAACCGCUAGUAAUUAAAU